Molecule: messenger RNA, 771 nt
Organism: Magnolia sinica
Lineage: Eukaryota; Viridiplantae; Streptophyta; Magnoliopsida; Magnoliales; Magnoliaceae
Exons: 3
Coding region: 1-642 (213 amino acids)
Source: RefSeq, a predicted model, not a curated record
AUGGAUGAGGAAGGUAAGGAGUUGAGGAAGAGAGGGGAAGUAAAUGAUGGCCCACAUAAAGAACGGAUACAUGGGGAUCUAGAUGUGCAAUCGUAUAGUAAUGUCAAAGGUAAUGUAUUGAAUGCAUCCACAUCUCAUCCCGUUUAUGAAAGGAGAACCAAAAGGAUACCGAAGCCAUCAUAUUACAAGAUUUCUCCGUACUUGUCCCUGUCUGCAUUCGAUACAACCCUUGGGCCGGUUCCCGAACUCGACCAAGUAACAGCUUUCGCUACUUCUUCGAUACCAUUUCCUCUACAGAUGGAUCCUUUCAAGAUACUAUCCGCUCAGGAGGUGAAAGAGGUAGAGGACUGGUACAAGGCAAACAAGGACAUGGCAGCGGAGAAAUGGUUCAGUACGAUCUGGAUGAUAGAUGCGUUGGUUGAUAGCGAGGCUAUCGACACAUACAUUGAGUUCCUUCAAAAAAGGCAUAAUGACCUUUCAAUAGCAUAUCCUCAGGAUUGUAAGUUCUGUCCUACGUAUUUUACGCAAAGCCUUGAGGGGUGUUUGCCGAUUUUGAUCGCAUACCGGGCCUCCAAAUCGGCGUCAGAACGGGCCUCGCUAAUAGGCCAGCUGAACACAGUGUACGCAAUUGCCAAGCAGUGAGAUAAACCAUACGCUAAAGCGAUUUGGUGUUAUGAACGGGUAAUGCACUCGUCACAGAACAUCAUCUCUUACUGUUAUGUGUUCUAUCAUGUUUUGACUAAUAUAUUAUUUUGUGAACCAUGAACAGGU